Messenger RNA from Callorhinchus milii (elephant shark), 2083 nucleotides. RefSeq names its product alpha and gamma adaptin binding protein (gene aagab). The transcript is spliced from 10 exons. Bases 62 to 1000 code for a protein of 312 amino acids. NCBI's taxonomy places the organism in Eukaryota, Metazoa, Chordata, Chondrichthyes, Chimaeriformes, Callorhinchidae. The record is from RefSeq and is a predicted model, not a curated record.
AGUGGCUUGGGCGGGAGCUAGGCCGCGGUUGCUAGGGACAGGGGUCAGAGGUGACGGGGAGAUGGCGGCUCCCAGCGCGCUCGUCGUCAGUUGCUGCCCGGACUUCGAGGAGCGCCGGCUGGUGGCAGAAAUUAUUGGAGCAGGUGACCUUCCUGAACACACAGGUCCAAGGAACGCUGUGCAAACCUAUCCAUGGACUAUCGAUAACAAAUACUACACAGCUACUGUUCAGCUGUGUGUGGUGCCCAACAAAUCGCUGCUCACAAAGGAGAUUGCAGAGUCAGUUGAAGCCUUCCUGGUUUACUUUGACAGCAGCACAAAAUCUGGUCUGGUUGAGGUGUCCACAUGGCUUCCUCUCACACAAGAAUGGUCCCCAGAAGUUCUGAUCUUGGUGUGUGACCGGAUCUCCGAUGAUGGGGUGAGCAGAUUAGCUGCCCAGGAAUGGUGUAUUAAACACGGGUUUGAGUUGGUGGAGCUCAACCCAGAGGAGGCGCCAGAUGAAGAAGAUGACUUUCCAGAGUCUACCGGAGUGAAGAGAAUUGUCCAAGCCUUGAAUGCCAAUGUGUGGUCCAAUGUGGAGAUGAAAGCAGACACGAUGCACGGCUUUGGGAUCCUCAGCAGUUUAGCGGGGACACGUGAGCGUUGUGCAACAGAAACCGAGACACAGUGCCAGAGUAUUACUGAGCCCAACAACGAGGCCCUUUCAGAUGACAGUAAGCUGGAGGCAGCCAGAAACAACACUCCUCAGACAGACGGUGCCAUAGCAGAUCCAAUGUUGCAUUGGGAUAUCCAAGAGCUGGCCAACCUGACCACAGGCGAAGCAGACUGCGAGAAUUUUGAACGUUUGUUUGAGAAGUUGCAGGAAAUGAAAGAUAGAGCAGCGUCAUUACCUCACGAGCAAAGGAAACUGCACGCAGAGAAGGUUGCUAAGGCUUUCUGGAUGGCCAUUGGCGGAGACCGCGAGGAGAUCGAGGACUUGUCUGGUGAAGAGAGUGACUAAGAGCUCAGUCAUGAGUCUCUUUUUCCCUUUGCAAGCUUUGUUUUGUUUGCACCGUUCUGCUUCUGUUGUCUGUGUCUCUAGACAUUUUACUCCCAGGAUUGCCCGAGUCAGAGAUCGUAUUAGGCAGUGGAGAGGCAGGUCUAUGCUGAGUCAACUGAAUGAACAGAUAAACGUGGGUCCUCAUUGACAUCCUCCCCGUCUGAGCACUCAUGAUUUUUAGAUGACAAAUCUGAGCUAAUCUAUACUCCCUCGUAUAUCCUGAGCAUUAUAUAUAUAAACUGAUUGGAAAUUUAUAGUACAGAAGAAGGCCAUUUGGCCCAUCGUGUCUAAUAUCGUAAGCUUUUGGUGUAUCCAUUAUGUCUCUCCCUUCUUUCAAUAUGAUUGAUCUCUUCCAGAGAACUUUGCACUACUCUUGUUUAUCAUAUAGUUUCUACAUGUAUAUUCUUUGGAAGGUCUAUGAUGUAUAGGUGUGUAGUAGAGUAAAACAGUACCGCUCAAUAACGAAUGCAGGGAAAACAGUCUUUUCAAAUGAAUGCAUUUUGAGUUGCGUAGAAAACCUCCUAUUAACUCUCUGUGUAUGUAAUGGUCUGUGCCUGACCAUGCCUAUAAAGUACAAAAGGGUUUAUAACUGCUUGAAAAAAUGGACAUAUAACAACUGAGGAAUGUGGCAGGAUUGCAGGGUAAACCAAUGGGUAAUUAAUUGCAUGCAGGAAAGACGAUAAGUGUUAAUGUUCACCGGGGUAAUGGUCACAAAAAGAUUUUGUUAAUCUGCUGCGUGUAACUGUGAAUAUUGCUUUAACAUUGGUGCACCUCUGUGUAUUCCUGUGAGGGGGAAACUAGCAGUGCUGGAGGAUGUAGAAAGCUAUUUCACAUGGUGCAGUAAUCAUUUUCAAUGAAGUAAGAAACAUGAGCCUCUUCCGAACAAAAAACCUUUUUUCGUGAAUAAGUAAUUCAUUUUACAGACGCCUCUUAAAACAACUUGCACGCAAAUCAGUUAUAAUUUUACAAGACUCUGGUUAACUGGAAUGUGAUCUGAUUAAAGCUAAUCUUUAUCGUACGGUAUAAAAACAAUUCUAAAAAACA